This is a messenger RNA of Racocetra persica, 251 nucleotides long. Lineage: Eukaryota; Fungi; Glomeromycota; Glomeromycetes; Diversisporales; Gigasporaceae. The record is from the annotation of a GenBank genome assembly.
AAGACAAUCGUCCAAUAUUGCAACAAACAAUUUUUGAUAGCCAGCAAGCACAACAAUUAACUAGAGAUGACAGUGAUAGAAAACAAAUAAAUAAUAAUGAUACCGAAAUGUUUACUAGUGAAGUUUUGCCACUUGGGCUAAAAGAGUUUUCUGAAUUAGAUAAUCUAUCACUGAUACAACUAUCAGUAUCAUUGAAGCUACAAGACUUCAAUUUAAUUCUCUUGCAAGUAAUAAAGGAUACAAUUAUAAAG